This is a messenger RNA of Closterium sp. NIES-65, 3182 nucleotides long. NCBI's taxonomy places the organism in Eukaryota, Viridiplantae, Streptophyta, Zygnematophyceae, Desmidiales, Closteriaceae. The record is from the annotation of a GenBank genome assembly.
AUGAAAGGCGGUCGCGGCGGUACACGCACGCGAGGCGGCGCCGCAAAGCUUGGGUCGCGAGGGGCAGUAAAAGGCAGCGCGAGCGGCAAAGGGAAUGGAUUCGGGGGGAAGAAUAAGGGAGCUGUGGGCGGUAGAAAGGGUGAAAUUAUGCGGCGAGGCGGAGGAGGAAAGGCCUUCCGGGGAGGCGGAGGAAAGGUGAUUGGCGGAGGGAAGACGAUGCGCGGAGGCAGGUUGAAUUUUAGCAUGGUGAAAUGGAAGGACGUUACGCCCGUGGCAGGGACGCACAUGCUCAUGGACCCGCGCAACCCCGCCGCGGGAGGUACGCCAUAUUGCCACCCCCUCCUUGCCGCGGGAGGCUUCAUGGGGCUGGAAGAGAUCGACCCGGCGGAAUUUGAGGGGCUGCCGGCUGGCGGAGCACUGGAGGGCGGAGAGAUGCAGGGCGAAAUUUUGCCCCAUCCCCCUGGCUUCAUGGGGCUGGAAGAGAUUGACCCGGCGGAGUUUGAGGGAUUGGUGACUGGCGGAGAGAUGGAGGGCGGGGUGGAGCUGGCUGGCGGAGAAAUGGAGGGUGGAGAUUUGGAGGGCGGGGAUUUUGGGGGUGGAGAUUUGGAGGGCGGAGAAAAGGAGGGCGGGGGAGAAUUGGGGGAAGAAGGCGCGGGGGAAGAGCCUGGAAAUGAGGAUGUUGAGGCGGACGGGGGAGAGAGUGGAACUGGGGUGGGAGACGCGGGGGUCGGGGACAGGGUUUUAGAGGGGAAGGGGAAGAUGAGCAAGAGCAAGAGGCGGAAGAUGCAGAGGAAGCAGCUGAAAACGGCUUUGAAGCGAGGGGAGCGGGGUGAGAGGCACAAGGGCGCAGGAGAGAAGCAAGCAAAGGGUAAGGAGGAGGGAGAGGAGGGAGACGAGGAGGAGGGGGAGGAGCGAGAGGAGGGGGAGGAGAGGGAGGAGGGAGAGGAGGGAGAAGAGGAGAAAGGGGAGGAGGGAGAGGAAGAUGCGGAGAGUGAUGGGGAGGAGACUGCAGAAGGCAAAGCAUUGAGCAUAGAAAUCGACGGAGCAGCAGAGGGGGUGCAAGGAGAAGGCGAGGAGAGAGAAGAGGACAUAGACAUGGCGGAAUGGGAACACCUCCGUCUGCACCCCCUCAUUCUCCGCGCCCUACACGACCUCGGUUUCACCUUCCCCACGCCCAUCCAGCGCGCUUGCAUCCCCGCUGCUGCGUCCCGGGGGAGGGACGUUGUGGGGGCGGCUGAAACUGGGUCGGGUAAGACCCUCGCGUUUGCCAUUCCGAUCCUGCAGAGGUUGUUGGAUGAAAGGGAGAAGGAGAGAAGGUUGAAGGACGGGGGCGGGCCGUGGGGGGAAGAGGGGGAUGGGGAUGGGGAGGACGGGGGAGGAGAAGGGGAGGCGGGAGGGGGGGAGGGCGCGGGGAGUGAGAGAGUUGGGGAGGAGCAGAGCGGGGAAGGGGAUGGGGGAGGGGAGGGGGAUAAAGAGGCGGAAGGGGAGGGGGCGGGCGGGAAGAUGGGGGGAAAGGUGGUGGGCGGCGGGGUUCGGAAGAGAGUGAGGGGGCCGCUGCGAGCGCUCAUCAUCACGCCCACGCGUGAGCUGGCGCUGCAGAUCGUAUCGCACAUAAAAGACGCGGCCCGCCACACGGGCAUCCACGUGGCCGGCAUUGUGGGCGGCAUGGCGGAGGUGAAGCAGCGGCGCGUGCUGAGCCUCGGGCCGCAGAUUGUGGUCGGCACUCCCGGGCGGCUGUGGGAGCUCAUGAGCCAAGGGGAGGCGCAUCUGGUGCAGCUCGAGUACCUUUCGUUCCUUGUUCUAGAUGAGGCUGACCGCAUGGCUGACCCAGGAAGGUUCAAGGAGCUUUCGUCCAUUUUGGGAAUGCUGCCCCCCACGGCUGCUUCUCUCGCUGCUGCCAAGGCCAAGGAGGCGGCUCUGGCAGCCCGAGAUGCUGCUCGGGCAGCCAAAAAGGCAGCUCGGGCAGCUAAAAUUGCCGAGGAGAGGGAUGCGGCGAGAGGAAAGAAAGGAAAGAGGAAAGCGGGGACGGAAAAGGCUGAAAAGGAAGGGAAUGGAGAGGAAGAGGAGGAGGGAAAGGAGGAGAAAGAGGAGGAGACUAAAGGGGAGGGGGGAGGAGAAGAAGGAGAAGAAGGUAGGGAGGAUGGGGAGGAGGGAGAAGUGGGAGAAGAGGGAGAAGCAGGAGAAGGAGAAGGAGAAGGAGAAGGGGGAGGAGAGGAUUCGUUUGCUCUUCAGCCACCCACCCUCGCGAAAAAGAAGCGGCAAGUCCUAGUCUUCUCCGCAACUCUCGUUCUGCCCGACGACACGCGCGGGCAGCUGCAAGGAAAAAAACGAACGCCAGGAGGACCCGGGGCAGAAGAUAGACGGACCGGGAGGAAGCGAGAGAGGGAGGGAGCGCACGGGGGAGAGGGAGAGGGGGAGGAUGAGGGGGAGAAGGAGAGGGAGAAGGGGUUGGAGAGGGAUAGGGUGGUGGCGGCUCUGAUGGAGUUGACUGGCAUGCGGCCGUCCCCUGCCAUUGUGGAUCUCACCACUGCUGAUGUGGUGGCGAGUGGCGUGCAGGAAGCGGCUUUAGAGUGUGACGACAGCAUGAGGGACGUAUUCCUCCUCUACCUCCUGCGCAUGCACGGCACCUUUGGUCGCACGCUCGUCUUCUGCUCCGCCAUUUCCUCUGUCCGCCGCCUCGCCUCCCUGCUCUCGCUCCUGCAAGUGCCGUCCUUUCCCCUGCACGCACAGCAGCAGCAGCGGCAGCGUCUCAAGGCGUUGGAUCGCUUUCGGCAGCACCCUAGCGGCGUGCUGGUAGCGACUGAUGUGGCAGCCAGAGGGCUGGACGUUCCCGAGGUGCGUCUGGUGGUGCACUACCAGCUACCGCACACAGCAGAGGGCUACGUGCAUCGAUGCGGCCGCACUGCUAGAGGAGCCGCCUCUGAGGGGUGCUCCGUGGCGCUGGUGACGCCCAAGGACUCCAUCAAAUACUCCUCGCUGCUGCGGAAACUCAACAAGGGGUGCUCCGUUGCUCUGGUGACGCCCAAGGACUCCAUCGAAUACUCGUCAUUGCUUCGAAAGCUGAAUAAGGACUCCAUCGAAUACUCCUCGCUGCUGAGGAAGCUGAAUGAGGUGCGUCCACACGUGCUUGUGGAUGGACUAUGUAUUGAGGAGCUGCAUCAGAGGGGUGCUCCGUGGCUCUG